GGAAAGGUGCGAGCGUUGCGCGCACGCACGUUGUUAGUGAUUGUUUUAUAAAUUAACUUUUUAUGUGGAUACGUUCGCGGACGAAGAGAGAAACUGUUUAGUGAACAUUUGCUUACAUUUAUAAACAUUUCAAAGAUAGAUAUUUAGUGGACGUUACCUGUUUUAUAGAAGUACAGGUACGAGUGGAAUUUCUUAACACAUAAAACGAGUUUUCUUCCCAUCGGCUGUAUGGAUUUUGUAAUUCGCAUAAUUUAGUAAUAUUCUAUCGUUCGUACGUAAUUUAGGUGUGUUCGAGUGGAUAUUAGACUCAAUCUUCGAGUGUUUUUUGUUGGAAUCCAAUUAGAAAGAAUUCAGUGUGGAAGUGAUCCUAAAAACGGACUGCUCAAAGCAAAACGAUAUAGUCGACGAAAACAGCUGGCUGGAAAAAUGACGCGCAGAAGAAGAUAGCGUUCCAUUUUCAAAAAUUCAAAAGUGCCAUGUGUGGGUGACAGUGUUGAUCACAAUGAGUGAUUGAAAAUAAAACAAAAAACAAAAUGGCGUCGAUAUCGCGAGUGACACUAGUGAGUGUGGUGGCUUGUGCCGUGUUUGUGUGUGUGAGUGGACACGUGGCGUUGACGUACCCUCCAGCAAGGAGGUUCGAUUUGGACUUUUUAGACAAUUCCAGGACGAAACCGCCAUGCGGGAUGCCCAAAGGAACAUUAAAAACAUCAUUUGUUGCGGGUUCAACAUUUACAGUCCAUUGGCAUUUGGCGUAUGCGCAUCGUGGUGGAUUCAGUUUGAGAAUAUUAGAUGAGCUGGAACGGCCAGUUCUGGACCUGACACCGAGAGCAGCUGGCUCUGAAUUCGUGCGAGAUGACGUUACGGCCCAAAAAUACGAAGUCCGUCUGCCCGGCGACUUCACCUGUGAGAACUGCACGUUACAACUGCAACGAGAGGCUGGCGAAUGGGGCGCCAACUACCGGUUCUGGUCCUGCGCUGACAUCGAUAUUGUGCCUCGCAAAGACUACCACGAGACCUGUUCCGGAAAGGGUUUCCACAUCCUAGGCCGUUGCAAAUGCAACAAGAUGUACUACGGGUCUCGCUGCCAGUUCUCUGACGAGUGUCUGGAGGAUACCGACUGUGGACUCCGAGGGAAGUGUAUGGAGACCAACUCCACUGAGGCUCCAGCUAAAGUGUGCUAUUGUCCGUUCGGGUUCUACGGGAAAGGGUGUAAUAAGAAGGCACCAUGGAAGGACAAGAAGGUGAACUUAGGUCUUUACACAAAGAAGGAGCUUUCAAAGGAGUUCAAUUUGUACUGGAGGGUGCUGAAGGAUGAAGCGGAGAUUGAGGUCAUCAUGAUGGUCAACGGAACAUCGUAUGCUGGUUUGGGCUGGCGACCAAGUGGACUGACGAAAGAAUGUAAAAACUUUCCAGUGUUGGGGCCUUCUAUUGACGAAAAACAGAGUACGCCAAAACCAGAGCCGUUACCCGAACCGGAGCCCAAAGCGGAACCGGAGCCGAAAGCGGAGCCAGAACCAUCGGCUGAACCCGCGGCCGAACCAGCUGCCGAACCCGUGGCCGAACCGAGCGCCGAACCCGUGGCGAAGCCCGAACCGAGCGCCGAGCCUGAGCCAACGGCAGAACCCAAACCCGAGCCAGAACCCACUUCAGAGCCGGCGCCCGAGCCAGAAGCCACUUCAACUUCUCCAAUAGAGAGCGACAACCGCAACAAACGCGUGGCGAUGCAUUCGCUAGACGGAUUCGACUUCAAAAACUUGGGAAACGACGUCACUGUCAAGACGAGCAUAUCGUACAAAGUUUCUAGUUCUAAAGGACGCCGAAAACGCGAAACAUCAACCAACAGCAAUGUGGAAACAACGACCUCUUUUGUCCCUGAAACCACCCCUAUCCCUGAACCCGAACCUACCUCCGCGCCAGAACCCACCCCAGAACCCAAAUCUGAGUCUACCCCAAAGCCUAAAUCUAAACCAAAGUUUGCACCAAAGUCUAAACGCUUACCACUUAACCAUUCCGCGCUGAAUCCCAUUCCGGGAACUAAAUCGGUGCUAGAGCCCAAGGCUGCAUCUAAGCUUGAGGUAGAGCCUACGCCUGAACCUACCUCAGAACCCACUUCUGAGCCAGAACCCACUUCUGAACCUACAUCAGAACCGGAACCUACAGCUGAGCCUAAAUCUGAGCCAGAACCUACAGCGGAGCCUAAAUCAGAGCCAGAACCUAAUCCAGAGCCAAAAUUUGAGCCUGAACCCACGGCCGAACCCAAAUCUGAACCUGAACCAUCCCCAGAACCGAAAUCAGAGCCCGAACCCACGCCAGAACCCAAAUCAGAGCCAGAACCGUCCCCCGAACCGAAAUCAGAACCAAGCCCUCAACCAGAGCCAAAAGCCGAGCCUGAGCCUUCCCCGGAACCCAAAUCAGAACCCGAACCCUCCCCAGAACCCAAAUCCGAGCCAGAACCUUCUCCAGAACCCAAAUCAGAACCCGAACCCUCCCCAGAACCCAAAUCUGAGCCAGAACCAUCCCCAGAACCGAAAUCUGAGCCAGAACCAUCCCCAGAACCCAAAUCUGAGCCAGAACCCUCCCCAGAACCGAAAUCUGAGCCAGAACCAUCCCCAGAACCCAAAUCUAAGCCAGAACCAUCCCCAGAACCCACUAAAGCCGAGUCGGAUACCGAGAUAUUGCUAGUCAAGGGACUUACCGAAGAAGCAGGCUACUUCCCUGCACACGAAUACACUCCCAAGUUCGAUUUCAACCCCAUGGACUGUACCGAUAUCGUCAUAGGCACCGCUAGAGGGAACUACCAUCGCGUUCUGGACUAUUACACUAGAGACAGGUCUACCCCACGCGUGGACACCUUCUGGGGAGGCCACGAUGACGUCACAGCAGCCGCUGGGUUCGAGGAGAAUGGCGUCACCACCAUUAUGUUCAGGAAGAAGAUUAAGGCCAAAGAACCCACCGACCACUCCAUAGUGGAUGACCUGAUGCAUAUCAUCUGGGCGAGGGGACAGGAGCCCAACAAAUAUGUGCACUCGCCCCCCUCGGGCAUAGAAAAGGGGACGGCUGCUACCGGAGACUUCUACAGGCAAGACGAGUUGAAGUACCACGGGCAUGGAUCGCAGCGGGGAGUGACGAGGAUCAACUUCUUUGAAGAAGCAAAGUCCUCCUUCUCCGGCGGAGUCUUCGCCCUCCCCGACAAAUGUGGGGGGUACUGGCAACACCCCGCCAACUGCAGUGUUGCCAACAAUACCUGCGAAUACCACGCCUCCUGGGAGUAUCUCGGAUUGAAGAGGGGGAAGGAUUCCAUCAGGUUUACUAUCAAGACCAAGCAUACGAAUCAGUGGACGGGGAUUGGGUUCAGCAAUGAUAGGAAAAUGUCUCAAACAGACGCGGUCAUCGGCUGGGUGGAAUCCCGGUCGGGAAGGCCAUUCCUGAUGGACACCUGGGUGUCAGGCUACUCCGCACCCAGGGUCGACCCGCGCCAGGAUCUGAACAAGCAAUCUGGCAGCCUGGUGGACGGGGUGACUACCCUCACCUUUGUUAGGAAGAGGGACACUGGCGACCAGAAGGAUCUCGCGUUCACAGAUACCCAGUGCCUGUACAUGAUGUUCAUCACGCAAGGCGGAACCUUCGAGCCAGUGAACAAGCGCACCAGCAAGCAUUUGCAGACGCCCGUCAUAUCAGAGAAUAGGGUCUGCAUCAAGCCUUGUGGUCCUGAGCCCCCAGAAGAGGAACUAACCACCGAGCCAGCCAUCCCAGGCCUCACCGCUUAUACCAUGCUAAUCCGGAUAACCGGUUUAGCUGACAGCUUCCGACCGCCUGCGCCCGGGACUAAGGAAUACGAAGAGUUGAGCAAGCAAGUGGCUGAUAGCUUGGCCAGUGAGAUGAAGAGCACUAAGGGCUUCCAGGGUGUGAUUGUUAACGGGUUUAUGCAGUCUAAGGAAUACGAAGAGUUGAGCAAGCAGGUGGCUGAUAGCUUAGCCAGUGAGAUGAAGAGCACUAAGGGCUUCCAGGGUGUGAUUGUUAACGGAUUUAUGCAGAACGAAACAAAAGCAAUAAUCGCCGAACUGACUCUCAAAUCGAUCGACUCCAACCUAAUCGAAGGCUCGAGCGCGCGCUCGCUCGAUGGCGCCGUCUCUGUCGCGGCCAACGAGACAGACAAGGACGGCGAUAAGGUGAAGUGGGAGGCGGCGGUGAGAGAGACGCUUGCGCUAGGAAGAGUGGGAAAUGUGAACGUGGAUCCAGACUUCUUGGUGUUUGAACCUAUGAGCAUCGUAUCAUAUCGCCCGCAAGAGGAAGAAUCGGACAGCGCUCGUUCCUUCUUCGGCCUAGCUGAAACAAAGCUGUAUGUAGUGGCCGGUUGUGUAGCUGCCCUUAUACUGGUGGCUCUACUUCAAGCAGUUUGCACGCUGUACGGCGGUCGUGGAGCUAGCAAGGGCAAGGACCAGCUAAUCCCCUCAUCGGCGUGGAAGGACUACUCCUCAUCGAACACCAACUACGCCUUCGAGCCCUUCGAGAACGACGACAAGUUCGCCACCGCCUCCACCGCGCCGCGCUCGCGCCCGCCGUCCGGCGCGCCGCCGCUACGCCCCACCGGCCCGCCGCCGCCCAGGCCCAGUAGUGCGCACAGGAUGACGCCGGUCAAGACGCCAACCAACGGCCACAAGUUGUCAGCCAACGGCAACGGCCGCAAGUCGCCGGCGCACGCUAACGGUCGCACGCCGCGCCCUGCUAACAGCGCAGCACAGUAUUAUCAUGACACGCGAUCGCUGCAGCGGCCAAGACAGCAAUAUGGGUACGUGGGUCGCGGAGCACACGGCGGAGGCAACGAUCGCGCGACGUACUCGCUACCGCGAGGCCGCGCCGACGCGACGCACGCGCAACCUGACUUCUACUUUAUGCCGUCGCAGCGGAAGUAUGAAGGUGAAGUGGUUAGAGUCUACGUGGAUUAUCGAGGGAAUGAUUAGGGGUUAGGUACCAGAAGAAACCUGGGGUUUCGUGGUGACAAAGUAACCAAAAAGUUCAACACGUCUUUGUUACAAUGAGGGUUUUCGCGAAUGAAAGAUCCGCUAGAUGGCGGGACGUGGAUGUGGGGUCUGACUGCUGCGUGAUUAGUGGAUUUUGACAUAUCUGUCAAUGUCAUGUCAAAAAUAACCAAUCAUGCAGCAUUUGGACCUCGCGUCUACGUAUUGCCAUCUGGCGGAUUUUUCAUUCGCGAAAACCCUCAUUGGAAUACAGCUGUGUUGUCAAGUUUUUGGCUAAUUUGGGUGCCACGAAGUUUAGAGGGAAAAUUAGGAUUUACACUGUUAGAAGUUGGACUUUAAAGGACUGGAUUUGAGUAGGGCUUCCACUGCUAGUAAUAGGAGUUUGUAGGAGCAUAUUAGGGGAAUGACAAGGGUGUCAUUGCUAGUGCCUAAGAUUGUUUAUGAUGACUAGGGUUUCCACCGCUACUAUGGCUGUUUAGGGGCAUAUUGUUAUAAGGAAUAGGCUUUAGGCACUUAACGCUGGUAGUUGUAGGGCCCUGUAGGUAUUAUUGAAGUUUCAACCGG
This is a messenger RNA of Ostrinia nubilalis (European corn borer), 5543 nucleotides long. RefSeq lists its product as uncharacterized. Lineage: Eukaryota; Metazoa; Arthropoda; Insecta; Lepidoptera; Crambidae. The record is from RefSeq and is a predicted model, not a curated record. Bases 534 to 4961 code for a protein of 1475 amino acids. The transcript has 26 exons.